AUGGGGUGCGAUCCACUCUAUGACAUGAGAGAGCCUGCCGGUCCUUCUGGCACAGGUGCAAGUGUCACUUUCGAAGCACCGAAGACCUAUCAGGAGCGGCACACCGUGAAAUGUGACAACCCAUACCUGCACUGCGAGAAGCUCUUUGCGACCGAGAAGGACAUGAAGCAUCACAAGCACAACGAGCCAGAUCACUUCUUCUGCAAGAAGUGCGACAGGAUUGACACCAAGAAGCGAGAGGCUGCGCCAAAUGCAUGCCCACCAAAGAAGCCUGGCCAAUUCGACUUCGAGGACUGGGAUGCCUUCACAAUGCACAAGGUCGAUGCGAUGGCGCCGUUCAUCGAGGGCCGCCAGAAGCCGACAGACGACAAUCCGCCAGCACAUAUCGCCUGCGAAUUCUGUGGUGAAGACUUCAAGAGCUUCGGUGGCCGCAAGCGCCACCGCCUACACGACCACCCAGCAGAUCAGGAUGUCGAGUGUCCAGGUUGCAAGCAACACUUCGUCCGCGCGUACCUCAUGAUCCGCCACCUUGAGCAGAACCGCUGUCCAAAUAUCCGACCGCUCGAGUUUCACCGUCACAUCAGCCAGAAGUACAUCGUCAGCCAGGUCAUGCAUGCUCCAGACAAGCUUCUCAAAAGCCUGGCCGCAAACAAGACCGUGGACGACAAGAACCCAGGCCGUAUCGGUCAAGCUCAUCGUGACGAAGAUCUAGACCCACUCGACCAAGAUGAAGAAGGUGGUGUUUCGUUGCUCGACCAAGCAGACGAAGCUCAAAUGGGAGGAUACAAGCCACUUGUUCCCGAGUCCGACCUCAUUGAUGUCCACAAUCGAGGCGGACCCCCAAGCGCAGCACUCGAGCGCUGGCCACGACUUCCUGGUCAAGACUUGCCCGAUCUGUCCACGUCGAUGCGAGGUAUGUCAAUCAAGACUCCGAGGACCCCAACCCGCCGCGAUUCGAUCCUCGGUCGCGAAAAAACCACAGUCACUGCCUCACUGCCCGCGAAACCCAUAGCGUGGGGCUCCAAGACAUCCGAGAAGCUCUUCCCAUACUCCAAGGAGCCCAAGAAGCAAUCGAAGGCGGCUGACUGGAGCGGGAUCCUUGCUCAGCGGGAGGCGCAGGCCGCUGCAGAGAACAACACUAGCCUGUGGAAGUCUCGUUGGUGGGACCCAACCUCACCCGACUACCAAGUCGAGAUCUUCUACAAUGCGUUCGAAGGGGCGUACUUGUGCCCAUUCGAGAGCUGUGAGAAGGACAACCACAGAUUCGACUCGCCAUACGACCUUCACGUACACAUGGCUCAUGCCCACAUCCGCCAAGUCUGGGGCUGUGUUGCCUGUCACAAGAGAUUCCCAAGUCCUUCGUCGCUCGUCGCUCACGCUGAGAGUAGCCGUCGCUGCUACGUGAGGGACAGUGGAAAGUUCAAACAGUUCAUCAGCGAUAUCACCGGUGGCUAUCUCAAGGCGAAGGAGAUGCCAGUGCCAAAGAUCUACCACACCGACGCCGUCAUCAAGAAGGGUCCACAAGUGCAAGGUGUCAUGGAGACCAAGUUCAUCGGGCAGAAUCCUGACGACAACUAA
Fulvia fulva is the source of this 1578-nucleotide messenger RNA. RefSeq lists its product as uncharacterized. Gene Ontology annotation, cellular component: nucleus. Lineage: Eukaryota; Fungi; Ascomycota; Dothideomycetes; Mycosphaerellales; Mycosphaerellaceae. The coding region runs from base 1 to 1578 and encodes 525 amino acids. Gene Ontology annotation, biological process: regulation of transcription by RNA polymerase II. The record is from RefSeq and is a predicted model, not a curated record. The transcript is spliced from 3 exons.